AUGCCUAAAGUCACCCAAGCCAUCCGACGCUUUCUAGAGAAGCGUGCGGCCCAGAACAGCGACCUCAUCGAGCGGUACCUAGCCCAUGAGAUGGAGACUCAAGUCAACGUCUCCGCCGGCGAUGGGUUCGCUGUGGACGGUAAGAAGAACACGUAUACCGACGGGAUGGAUGAAUGGUGGAACAUUCGCAUCCCGAAGAAGGCCAACUCCGAGCCCGAGUGGCGGGACUACGAACUCACCUGGCCCCUGGACGUCCACGCAGACGACAUAGGAUCGACUGGGUGGGACUGGAAGGAACGACGCUCCCGGUGGCUGGGGUACGACUUCGAUAGCAUCACGGGCCACGCAGCGGGCGUAGGCGUGACGCAGGACGAGUUGGACAAGGUCUGCGCAGCGGCCCAAUCCAUUCCGUGGGUGGAAGUCCGUCGCAGUACCAGCGGUAGCGGCCUCCACCUGUACGUCUUGUGCGACGUUCCCACGGAGAACCACACCGUUCACCAAGCCCUAGGUCGGGCCGUGUUGGGCAUGAUGUCGAGCGAGGCGGGGUUUGACUUCAGCAGUCAGCUUGACGCCUGUGGCGGCAACAUGUGGAUUUGGUCCACCCGUAUGGGCAAUACCGGGUUGAGCCUGAUUAAGGCGGCCGAGGCCACAAUUACAGAAGAUGAUUUGCCGACCAACUGGCGCGCCCACCUAGAGGUGAUCAGUCGUCAACGGUCCAAAAUCAGGGUCGAGGGUGUUCACAACUAUGACACCUUCGAGGCCCUGGCUAAUAGCCGUCGGGUCGUACCACUGGAUGACAAGCACAAGGCCAUCAUCGACGAGCUUCAGCGGACCGGCUUCACCUGCGUCUGGGUUCCCGACCACCACCUGUUGCAGACGCACACAGGGGCCUUCGCAGCCCUCAUGGAAGAGAACGAGCUUGGCUUGGUGGGUUUCUUCAAGACCGUCUCCAGCGGUAAGGACCCAGGCGAGCAGAACUGCUUCGCCUUCCCCAUCGACGAUGGCGGAUGGAAGGUCUACCGCUUCUCUCCCGGCACAGUUGAGGCCGAGACGUGGGAACAGGACGGCGACGGCUGGACCACCUGCUACUUCAAUCACCAACCUAGCCUUCGUGUUGCUGCUAAGGCUUUGGGCGGCCUCAAGGACCCCGACAAGAACGACUACGUCUUCGACGAUGCCAACAAAGCGAUCGAGGCUGCGGAGGCUCUCGGUCAGAAGGGGAUCAAUCUCGACGAUGAUCUCCGCACACGCGAGGCACGUUUAACCACGGCUAAGGAUGGUCGCAUCGUGAUGCGGGUUGCCCGUAGUAAGGAAGACGAAGGCGAGAACGACUCGAAGAUGAAGAGCUUGGGAUGGCUCCCGAAGCGGGAUUAUUGGGUCCGUGAAUUCAACACCCGGGUGGAGAAAGAAGACAGCGACUCCACCACCGACUUCGAUCAGAUCGUCCGUGCCCUCGAUACCCCCGACAAACGGCCGGCGGGCUGGAAAUGCCGCAAGAUUCGCACAGGCGAUUGGAAGUGGACCACCGAAUCAACCGCGAUGAAGAGCCUGGCCUUCCUAGGUAAGACCAAAGCCGAAGCGGAAUCAAUCUUAGGUGGCGCGAACCUGGAUUCCUGGACCAUCGUCAACAUGCCCUUCCAGCCCGAGUUCCCUGGCAACCGCCAGUGGAACAUGGACGCCCCUCAGUACAAGUACCACCCAGCGGAAGUGGACGAUGACGAAGCCCCUAAGCACCCUCACUGGGACAAGAUUCUGACCCACUGCGGGCAGGACCUUGACGCAGCCUUACGGGACGCACAAUGGGCUCGUGAUGCCAACAUCCGCACGGGCCGUGAUUACUUGCUUCACUGGGCGGCCUGCAUGCUUCGUGAACCCAACCAGAAAUUACCCUACCUGUUCUUCUUCGGCGACCAGAACAGCGGCAAGUCCAUCUUUCACGAAGCCCUCUCACUGUUAAUGACCUCGGGCGUGGCCGCGGCCGACCGAGCAUUGAUCUCAGAAUACAACGGUGAGUUGACCGGCUGUGUGCUGGCCGUGAUCGAAGAACGGAACCUACCAACCUCAGCCUACACCCGGCUCAAGGAUUGGAUUACCAACCCCGUGUUGUGGAUUCGUCGGAUGCGAACCGACGCCUAUCCGAUCCCCAACACCACGCACUGGGUGCAAACCGCCAACGAGCGAACCGCACUGUUGGUGCAGCCGGGUGACACCCGCAUCACGGUGAUCUUCGUCCCGAUGCUCGAAGACGAGAUUCCCAAGCCCAUCUUGAUCCAGCGUCUUCAAGAUGAAGCCCCGUACUUCAUGCGAACCGUCAUGGACCUCAAGCUGCCCCCGAUGACAGGUCGUUUGCGGCUACCGGUAGUGGAGAGUGCAACCAAGGAAAUGGUCUCCGAUUACUCGCGCACACCGCUGGAAGUCUUCAUCGACGAUUGCUGUCACCACGUUAAGGGCGAAAUGACCUUGUUCAGCGACUUCGUGGAUCGAUUCUGCGAGUGGUUGAAAGAGGAAGCCCCCGAGCAUUACGACCGGUGGCAUAAGAAGAAACAAAUCAUCAGCAGCAUGCCCUACCGCUUUCCCUAUGGGAAGUGGCACAGCAAUAAACGCUAUAUCGGGAACCUCUCAUUCACCCCCGGUUCGGAUACCACCCCGGUCACCGUGCAAGGUGACCGUCUCAAGAGCAAGGAUAGCACCGCCAACGCGCUACUCACAUCACUGAAGGAACGUGGGAUCAAGGCCAAGAAGAUUCCCUUCGCCUGGAAGCUCAAGGACAUCGCUCACCAGCUUUAUGGUUGGGCCGGGAUGCGAGAGGCAGCCUGGUACGACACCCCCGAAGGCGAAAAGGACCGAGACAUCGUGCUCCCGGAAAUCGGGAAGAGUCCGGUGCAAAUCUGGAUCGACUUAGGCACACCAGCCAUUCGCGAGCAAGUCUACAUCGACACCUGGAUCGACUACGUGCUCAAGACCAACCACGAUGCGGAUGUGUUGCUGAUCCCCGACGUCCGAUUCCCGAACGAGGCCCAUGCGAUCAAGGAAAUGGGCGGCUCGUUGGUAAAAGUCAUUCGUCCAGGCUAUGGCCCACGACCAUCAAUCGCCGAUCGGUCAUUGCUGUGCUACCAGCACUGGGACUUUGUCAUCGGCAGCACUGGCCAAAUGAGUGAAUUGAAACAAUGGGCCGAUGGCUGUGCCCAUUGUUUGAAGUGGGAUGGUGGUCCAGCACAUUCCUGCCGAUUCCAACCACCAAACCUAGAAGCCGCCCGCCUCAUCGAAGAGAUCACACCUUGGGAACGUGACGUCAUCAACAGCGGCUUCGAGUUCCUCGGAGGGCUGUUCAUCGCCAUGACCUGCCUGCGUCUCUACCGAGACAAGCAGGUCAAAGGGGUCAGCCCCAUCCACAUCACCUACUUCACCUUCUGGGGUUACUGGAACCUCUACUACUAUCCAUCCAUUGACCAGUGGUGGAGCUUCUGGGGUGGGGUUGGUGUUGUCUUCACCAACACCAUCUGGCUAGCCAUGGUCGGUUACUACGGAGUGUUCAAUGCCCAACGUCCCCUGGUUCAAACGGAUGGCCAGCCGCAUCCCGGGCCUCAAGAAAAAGUGGUUCAAGCAGAAGACCCAUCGUAA
Messenger RNA from Cladocopium goreaui, 3621 nucleotides. NCBI's taxonomy places the organism in Eukaryota, Dinophyceae, Suessiales, Symbiodiniaceae. The record is from the annotation of a GenBank genome assembly.